AUUCUCCAUAUUCUGAGCGUUUUAUAGCUGAAGAUGUGGGAGAUUUUUGUUUUCAGAUUGAGAUAGUUGCUUUUAUUAUACCGUUGGCUCCAUUUUAUACGUGGUUACCAAUUGUUCACGCUGAGGCCAGUACACUAGUAUCUGUGUGCUUAAGUGGUUAUAUUAUGAAGUUAGGGGUAAUAGGUGUAUAUCGAGUAUUUUCUUCUUUGUUUUCUGAUAUAAUUGGGGUGGUGUUUUAUACAUUUUUUGUAGUAUGGAAAGCGCUGAUUAGCAUUUUUGAGUUUAGCGCAUAUGGCAGUUAUAUUGUUGUGUUUUGUGUGUUAUUCUGGGGUUGGACACCUAACCAUGGCAUUGUUUGGUUGGUGGGUUUUAUUAUUAAAAAUUUUGUUUUGGUUGGUGUGUUUUUAAUAUAUUUAUUUUUGAGGAGGUUGGUUCCUCUGAUAUUGUUUGGUUUUGGUUUUAUACGACGUAUUGGUGUUGAUAAUUUUAAAAACCUUAUGUAUCCAAUAAUAGUUUCUAUGCUAGGUUUAAUUGUUUUUCCUAUGAUUAUUUCGUUAGUGUAG
This is a messenger RNA of Protopolystoma xenopodis, 563 nucleotides long. Lineage: Eukaryota; Metazoa; Platyhelminthes; Monogenea; Polystomatidea; Polystomatidae. The record is from the annotation of a GenBank genome assembly.